GAAUAGGUACCUAUUAAAAAAAGUAUUUUAAGUUAUUCUGUGAUGAUAAUAUAUUAAUAUCUUAUAAGUUAUAACAUUUUUCUGUGUUAUUGCUGUGGUUCGUAGAUUCUAGAGGUUCCAGUAUUUUAAUAUUUUAUUAUUUUGAUAGGAACCAUGCCACUUGGAAUUUCCUAUGCUUAUUCAAGUAAUUUUUGUUAGUGUAUGAAAUACGAUUUCAAACUUCGUAACGAAUAAUCUCAUCGUUUUCGACACAUACCUAAUCUAAAUUCUAUUGAAAAUGGAGACAAGUGAAACAACUAAUACUCCAAAAAACGCCGAAAAUAAAAUUAAACAACGGUCAACGGAAAAAGAACAACUUGUACGAGAACUAAUAGAAAUGGGAUUUUCCAAAUUACUAGUUAUGAAAUUUGUAGAUAAUGCUGGUGAUGUACCUAAAGACAUAAUUGUUGAACAAUUGUUAACCACGAGUUCAGGGCCUAUCGAAAAUAUACCCGUGGUAGAAGAUGAUGGUGAUCAAUUAUGGGAAGAUGUUACUGCAUCUUUUAAAAUGGUAAUCGUUAUAAACAUUGGCUUGAAAAUGAGUGUUGGGAAGAUUGCUUCACAAGCUGCCCAUGCUGCAUUAGGCUUAUAUGAAGUGGUUAAAGAACGUGCAGAUCUAAGCACUGAUUUAAUUAGUUGGAAUGAACAAGGAAGUCGUAAAAUUGUUGUUGAAGCAAACAACACUAAGCAACUUAUUGGAGUGUGUUCGGUGGGUAAAAUACACAAGAUUCCAUUUUUCUGUGUACAUGACGCAGGUCUGACUGAAGUGGAACCUAACUCAUUCACUGCAUUAGCUUUUUUUGGAUCUGAUCAAGAACUCAAGCCUGUAACCGGAAAACUUAGAUUACUAAAAUGAAUAACUUUUAUUUGUUUUAGAGAACAUUUAAAUCGUUUAUUGGUUAUAUAUAUUUUAUGACUUACAACUAACAUUAUUAGUUAUACAACUAUGAAUGUGCUACAUGAAAAUAUAAUAUUGUAUUCUGUUAAAAGUGAAUAAAAUUGAAAGUUAUCUGCUGAUAUAA
Molecule: messenger RNA, 1061 nt
Organism: Aphis gossypii (cotton aphid)
Lineage: Eukaryota; Metazoa; Arthropoda; Insecta; Hemiptera; Aphididae
Product: probable peptidyl-tRNA hydrolase 2
Exons: 4
Coding region: 278-895 (205 amino acids)
Cellular component (GO): mitochondrion; cytosol
Molecular function (GO): peptidyl-tRNA hydrolase activity
Source: RefSeq, a predicted model, not a curated record